This is a messenger RNA of Lactuca saligna, 1770 nucleotides long. Lineage: Eukaryota; Viridiplantae; Streptophyta; Magnoliopsida; Asterales; Asteraceae. The record is from the annotation of a GenBank genome assembly.
AUGAUGAUACGACCACAAAAUCGUACUUUCGAUUCUCGAAUAAGCAAUUACAGACAAAGUCGCAAACCCUUUUCUCUCCCACCAACAAAAUUACAGCCAAGACGAAUUCGUGAUCAAAUCUUAUCUGGGAUUUUCGUUCUUCGCGCAAUUAAGGCUACUGUUGCUCUGAUUAAUUCAUAUUCUUAUCCGAUUCAGCUUUCUUGGAGCAAAAACAAUUCAAAACCGGACUUUGGAGCACAAACCUCGGGAUUUGAUUCCGGAGUAAGUCAAAUCCUUUAUUCUUCAACACAAUCCUACAGCAACAAUACCUACAAUCCCACAAACUACUUUCUCGAUUCCCCAACUGACGAACAAGUUUCCAUAGACCCUUUAACAUCCUCCUACGAAUCAAACAUCGAUCCUGAAUACCCGUUAACCGAAAACUUCGAAGAAUUAAGCUACAACGAAGACGACAUAAGACUAAAACUAAAGCUUCAAGAACUCGAACACGCCCUUCUCGAUGAUAAUGACAAUUCUGCCCCUAACCGGAGCAUGGAAAUCGAACCCGAAUGGGGGUAUUCCCUCCACGAAUCACCCAAAGAAUCAUCUUCUUACGAUUCGUAUGUUAGUAGCACCAGCAGUGCCAAAGAAAUGUCAGUGAGGGCCCGGGCCACCACUCCUAAAGAGUUACUUUUCGAGUGUGCAAUUGCAGUCUCGGAAGGUAACCUUGAGGAGGCAUCAGGGAUGAUAAACGAGCUCCGCCAGACGGUUUCGAUCGACGGUGAACCGUCGCAGAGGAUCUCCGCCUACAUGGUGGAAGCUCUUGCCGCCCGUGUGGCGGUUUCCGGCAAAGGUCUAUACAAGGCUCUAAAAUGCAAAGAACCGCCUUCAACCGACCGGCUUUCAGCCAUGCAAGUACUCUUUGAGGUCUGCCCGUGUUUCCGGUUCGGGUUCACAGCUGCAAACGGUGCGAUUCUCGAAGCAUUCAUCGGUGAAAAACAAGUCCACAUAAUCGAUUUCGAUAUCAAUCAAGGUAGCCAGUACAUAACACUGUUACAAACACUCGCGGGUCAAAACCAGAAGCCCCGUUUAAGGCUAACCGGAGUCGACGAUCCGGAGUCCGUCCAACGACCCAUCGGCGGUCUGAACCACAUCGGCCUCCGCCUCGAGAAACUCGCAGAGUCUCUCGAUUUGGAGUUCGAGUUCACCGCCGUGUCAGCUGACACGGCGGUGAUUUCGCCGGAGAUGCUAAAAUGCCGCUCCGGCGAAGCAGUGAUUGUCAACUUCGCGUUCCAGCUCCACCACAUGCCGGACGAAAGCGUGACCGUUGUGAACCAACGGGAUCAACUUUUAAGAAUGGUUAAAAGUUUGAACCCGAAGCUUGUAACGGUUGUUGAACAGGAUAUGAACACGAAUACGGCUCCGUUUUUGCACAGGUUUCAUGAAGCGUAUAAUUACUAUUCUGCCAUGUUUGAUUGUCUUGACGCGACGCUUUCGAGAGAGAGUCAGGAAAGAGUGAAUGUUGAGAAACAGUGUUUGGCGAGAGAUAUUGUUAAUAUAAUUGCGUGUGAAGGUGAAGAGAGGAUCGAGAGGUAUGAAGUGUCGGGAAAGUGGAAGGCGAGGAUGAUGAUGGCAGGUUUUCGGGAGUACCCGAUUAGUGUAAGUGUGAAUGAUUCGAUUCGGGAGUUGAUUAAAAUGUAUAGUGAUAGGUAUAAGAUGAAAGUGGAGACGAAUGCGAUACAUUUUGGGUGGGAAGAUAAAGUAUUAAUUGUUGCUUCUGCUUGGAGGUAA